UCUCUCCUCCCCGCCGCCUGACUCACUUCCCUUCUGGGGCUGCCGCCUCCCAAGGAGCCCAAGCCCGGCCCGGCGCGCUCGGAGGACCAGGCUGCAUCAUGGACGAGUACGGCGGGCUAACAGAUAAGGAACUGAUCGCCCGCUUGAAGAAGUAUGCCAUCCCGCAUGGGCCGAUCGUUGGAUCGACUCGGCCGCUUUACGAAAAGAAAGUCUACGAAUACGAAACGGAGCGGACGAGACUCCCCGGAAGAUCAGAGGCCUACACAGAGCCAAGGAGCAGCCACAGCUACAUGCAAGAGACCUUUGUCAGUCCUCGGAACAGGGAGGAUCUCAGCUACGGGAGAGAAGCUCUUGGCUUAAAGGAAAGCUACGACUCUGCAAGCAAUGAGGACUAUACUGACUAUGGAAAUGAAGAUCCCAGCCCAACAAAGUCCUACCUGAGUCAUAACUACAGUUUCCCCAGCCACGAAGGACGUUAUACAUAUAAAGAGAAAGACUGGGAUGUCAACUCAUCAGAGAGCCCCACCUCUUCCUACCGUUACGAAUCAUCGAUAAGCAGCAAGUCACAUCUAGGGGGAGUGAGCGCCCGCCAGCCGAUCGCAGAGCCGUAUCUCUACAGUUCCAGCUUGGCGGAUGUCCCAUCCGUGAGGGACAGCGGCUCCUACCAGACGGUCUUCCAUCGGAAAUCGGCCGGCCCCUCCUCGCUGGGGGUGGAACCCCGCCGUGCGAUACGUCCCGAGCGCCAAGCCAAGGAAAAGGAUCCGGGCAGCGAUCAAGGAACCAAGCGUUACCUGCCCCUCUGGCUGCAGCUCCUGCUGUUUGUGCUGUUGGCCGGUUUCUUGGCCUUCACCUAUUUCUUCCUGCAGGGCAACGCAGACGAUAACCCCUUUGUGAAGUAUCUUCGGCACUAAAGCCUAAACUUCCGGCAUAUCUUCUCUCUGUCUAAUUUGGGGGGAGGGGGGGCGGGAUGUUUAUAUUGGGCCAUCGCCAAGUGCCUUCUGGUUCAUCUAACCUAAAAAUUGGAGGGGAGGGGUGGUGGGCAGUGCUCCCUCUAAGCUGUGGAGUCGUGAGCAAAAAAUUCUAC
This is a messenger RNA of Gekko japonicus, 1084 nucleotides long. It is a transcript of the gene EMD, whose product is annotated as emerin. The coding region runs from base 99 to 911 and encodes 270 amino acids. Lineage: Eukaryota; Metazoa; Chordata; Lepidosauria; Squamata; Gekkonidae. Gene Ontology annotation, cellular component: nuclear envelope. The transcript is spliced from 9 exons. The record is from RefSeq and is a predicted model, not a curated record.